Suillus plorans is the source of this 3333-nucleotide messenger RNA. RefSeq lists its product as uncharacterized. The coding region runs from base 1 to 3333 and encodes 1110 amino acids. The record is from RefSeq and is a predicted model, not a curated record. The transcript is spliced from 3 exons. Gene Ontology annotation, molecular function: RNA polymerase II cis-regulatory region sequence-specific DNA binding. Lineage: Eukaryota; Fungi; Basidiomycota; Agaricomycetes; Boletales; Suillaceae. Gene Ontology annotation, cellular component: cytoplasm; nucleus.
AUGGAGCCUCGACUGCCGCCACCUCCAUCCAACGAUAAAGUCGAUUCUCGCCCCUACAAAUGUCCUUAUCCUCUAUGCGGUCGUGCUUUCAGUAGACUAGAACACCAGACUCGUCACAUUCGCACUCAUACAGGCGAAAAACCCUUUGUCUGCACUUUUCCAUCUUGCGAGAAACGUUAUUCUCGUUCAGACGAACUCACAAGACAUUCACGCAUUCACAACAACGAUAAUUCUUUGUCUGGUGCUUCAAAUACCAAAGGUAAACAAAAGGCAAAACAAGAUAUCUCAAUCAUAGAUGAUCACACCGGCCCAGGCAUCAACCUACAUUCCUUACCUCGCUCAGACCCUCAAGGAACUUCUAUCAGAGUAAAGAAGAAGGCUAGAAGUAGAGCAAAUAGUGACGAUGAGGCUGAAUCAUAUGCUCGUCCAACUUCAUUUGCCUCUCAUGAGCCUUCUCACCGAAGACGCUUACAAACCCAUGUCCCAGUUUCAUCAAACCCUUCCGCUUUUUCAACCGAACGAGAAGAGGCUCUUCGCCGUGCAGAGUAUGAAGCCGGUAUCGCUGCGAUAAUCUACCCCUGUGAACGUGCAUCAACAAGAGCCUCCGAUUCCCCCAUUUACUUCACAGCAUCUCUCAAGGGCCCAACUACUGACAGCUAUCUCGGUGUUUCAAGCAUCUGUGAUUGGGAUGAAGACAAAGACAUCAGAUCCGAUUUCGACAACCUUUCUAUUUUGAGUUCCGAUUCCGAAACUGUCGUCCCGCGACAUCUACGAUCCCAUUUCACAUAUUCCGACCCUCUGGAGUCCUCCCCAUCCUCUAGCAUUCAAAGUACAAAAUUUACCUUCACACCAAGUACAAGCCCAUUUUCAUUCUUCGACCCACUUCGCACCCCCAAUUUCUAUUCAAUCAACCCAUCAAGGGCCCCGUCAUCUAUCUUGCCACCCCUCAUGGAUGUGCCUAUCAGCUCUAUAGACAAACCUAUCAGCCAACGCUCCCGUCGCUCCAGCAUUGUCAGCAGUCCCCGAUUGAGUGCGAUCCCACAUGGGACCUUGUACACUCUACUGAGCAAUCUUCUCCCGUCAAUUACGGAACCUUCGAGUCAAGACUAUAUCUGGGCCUUCUUUUGCAGAUUCGUUCCCCUCAGUGCUUUGUUUGACUCGCCUGGUCGCGGACCUCUACCAAUGAUUCGACUAGGCAGUGAUCGUGCUCGCCUCGUUGAAAGGCUCGAAGCAAACUUCGAGAACCCUAGUAAUGCUAUGUCAUGGCUACACGGACCUUCCGGUACAGGAAAAUCUGUCAUUGCGUACACUCUUGCCAGUCGUUGCAGACAGAAAAAUAGAUUGGCAGGCAGUUUUUUCUUCUCUCACGGGCAUGCAAACUGCAGAAACGCGCGUUCUCUCGUGUUCGCACUUGCAUAUCAACUUGGGCUGUCUCAACCGCAGGCGAAAAAGAAAAUUGUUGAAGUCCUGGGGAGCGAUCCUGGUAUAAUUUCUCCUUCUCGGGACUUGCGCGAGCAAUUCACUCGGCUCCUCAUUGAACCUCUGGAGGCAGAUCGGCACCCUCCUUCGAAGGUGUUCAUCAUUGAUGCUAUGGAUCAAUGUCAAGACCAGGUGCCCGAACUUAUUUUACUCCUCACUCGACUUCUCUCCCAUAUGGUUGAUGUGGGCCUUCACGUUUUCUUCACAAGCCGUGACUAUAUGAAGGGAGUCUUGAUCAACCGUCAUCUCUCUCCAAUGAUAUCGGACAUUGCUCUGGAUGACAUUACUAGGGAUGUUAGAUUAUUCCUCCACCAAUCUUUCGAUAAGAUACACAAACGUCACCGGCUUCAAUGUUGCAAGCCAUGGCCACCGGAAGAGGUGCUCGGCCGUCUAGUGAAUAGAGUGGGACCCCACUUUAUUAUAGGAUCCAUCAUCGUAAAAUUUGUUGAAAGCUUUGACCAUGACCCCACAGACAGGAUGGAUUUCAUUGAUCAUAUUUCUUUCAAUUCAUCGUCACCUUCAGAGUCAUCAGUGUAUGAUUUCUACAAAUCCAUCAUAUCCGCAGCCGACGACUCGGGGCAAGCAUACCUUUAUCUCACAAUUGUUGUGAAUCUUACUGGCACGCUAUCGUAUUCGCAACUAGAUGACCUUCUUAAUCGAGGGCCAAACCAGAAGUUUGACAUGCGUUCCGCGUUGUCUCAAUUGUCACCUCUGGUCCAUACCCCGAAUGGUCCCGACAGUGCUGUGCAAGUCUGUCACGAAUCCCUUUGCGAAUUUCUGUCCGACCCCCUGCGCUGUGGAGAGCAGUUCAUCUCUGGAGCCGUGGUUCAUCGUCUGCUGGCUUACUCUUCCUUGAGUGUCAUGAUGGAGGAGUUACCGAACGACAGCACUCUCUGUUCCCGUUUAUCCCAGUCAGUGACGGAAAGCAGCUCCAUGUCGCUCCGUGUCUUUGACAAUGCAGAAAUUCUGUCAUUUGCGAUGUAUUCACCGCCAGAGCCUCUGCCAUUUUUGUCCAUGCUCGGGCACAUCAUGCAACGUCAGUAUCCGGAACUUCAGGUUGAUUCUCGCACAAAAUCGGCUCUACUAUAUUUCUGUCAUACCUGGCAGAUUUUACAGAACCUCGACUUGUCCGCGGCUGACACCUUGCCUGCCUUCCGCUUCCUAGCGAACAUUAAAUCCCUACCUAUACUCCUGGCCUUUCCAAUAUUUCUGGCAUUUGAAUCUCCUAGAAGUGGCCAAACUCUGGGCCCGUCGAUCUUAGAGUACGACUCUCGCAUAGAAAUCUUGGAUGCAGUGGCCGAAAUUGUGACCAAUGUGCAUGCCCUGAAGGAUCAGCGCAAAAUGGGCUCGGGUGCACUCGACUAUGCUUGUACUCACUGGGUGUAUCACCUUUCUUUGGCGGAGUGGGAUGAUGACCUCCGCUCUAUCGUGACUACCUUCAUGAGACAGAAGCUCCGACAGUGGCUCGUGAAAGCAUGGUGCCUCCAGGAUUUGGAGACCUGCCUUCAGACGUUGUGCAAGGUUCAGGAGCUUUGCUGGGCAGUUAAUCUGCCUAUCCAUCUUGAUCCUGAUGCACAAUGUACCACUGCGGACACGAAGACUCAGGAGGACGCUGAAAAGGCUAGUUUGGCGGCACAGAGUGUGAAAGAAGUCGUAGAUUAUGUUAAGGUUGAGGACCACUAUUCCCCAAGCAAUCCCAUCCCGGCUAUCGGCAUUAAGCACGUUCACUCGCACUCAGAUGCCAGCAUGACUCGCCCCGUUGCGAGCCAAGCUAUACUUGAUGCCAACCAACGACGUGGACGCCACGAAGCUACCCAUAGGUGCGAUGAGUGUGGGCAAACAUUUACAGCUUAA